UGGGGGGGGAGAGGAAGGACAGAGGUGGCCAUCCCUUCUCCCAGUGGGAGAGGGGCUCUGGGAGACCGGGAGAGCUGGUGGGCAUCUCCAGCAUCCUGGUGUAUCCCACUGAGCCGUGGGCAUGACGGAGUCACGGGAACGGCGGCGUGGGUGUCCCAAGGGAUGCUCCAGGCCUGGGUGUGGAUUCUGAGCUCUGCCCGGGGGGGCUGGAGCAGCUCUGCAUCCCACGGGCAUUCCAUGGAGAAAGGAGAGCCCGGCUGGGGCAUCCCACGGCACUGGGUAGGGAGUGAAGUGGAGCCUGGAAGCUGAGGCUGUUCUCCUGGGCAUCCAGAUCCAGCACUGCCUCUCCACACCCUCCGCAGGCCUCCAGGGAGGAGGGAGCUGGACACCAGCAGGGAAAAAGCUCCUGCCUGGAAUAAGCCUUUGGAAAACUUCCUCCCGUGGUUGGCCUGGGUGUUACCGGGGUGCAGGAACACCUGGACGGCUGCUCCCAGCCAACCAGGAUGAGCUGGGAACGGAGGGGAAGGCUCAUCCCACCCGAUGUCAUGGCACGGGCAGCUUUCCCAAACUCCAGCACAUUCCAUACAGCUGGCAUCAACCCGGAGCUGCAGGUGGGCAUUGGAGACUUCUCCAGUCUCCCAGCACCAGCGGGGAGCUGCUGGGCCCCCAGGCCCUGGCACCAGCUCCAGUGGCUUCCCAGAGCCAGGAGGUUCAGGUUCUGUGCUGGCAUCAGGCCAGUUCCUCGGGAAGGGAUCCGCAGGGAAAGGGAUCCAGAAGGGUCCCCAACACGCAGCAGUGUCACAGUUAACCGAGCGCUUCCAGGACCCGGCUGCUGAGCAGGCGAGGACACACGGACAGGCGUGCCGAGGGCGCACGGACACACCUUUGGGAAUGCCCUACAGGCACCGCGCUCGCCGACACCUCCGUCACCCCCCACAUCCUUCUCUCCUUCCCAGCCGGCGGAGCCGCCCGCUCCUGUCUCUCCGCAGCUCUUCCCAUCCUUCCGUCCAUCCUUCUGUCCGUGCCCGUGUGUGUGUGUGUGUGCUGCUGUCCAAGGGUGGGCUCCCCGUCUCUCUCCGCAGGAUCCUGGCGCUCCGGGGGCGGAGGGCUGCUUUUCCUUCUCUCUCGCAGGAAUUCAGCUUCUCUCUCUUGUAUUUCCCUUUUCUUUCUCCCCUGGAAUCCGGCCGCUGUAGCGAUCUAGACAGAGACUUUUGGAAUAACAAUGACAACACAGUGCAGCAGAAAUGGAGCUCCUACCCUCCCAAGGAGUUUAUCCUAAACAUUUCUCCUUACGCUCCGUACGGUGACCCGCGCCUUUCCCUCAAUGGCUCUCUGUUAUCAGGGGCCAAACUGACGGCGUCGGCCGCCGCCGGGCUGUCCGGGGACCGCGACGGCCGGCCCGGGGACAAGCAGCGGCUCGGCGAGGAUGGAAUGAGGAGCAGCGUGUCCGCCCACAGCGAGCCCGGAGCUGGAAAGGCCGCACGGGGCCGCUGGCACACGGUGCAGAGCCACUUGGCCGCAGGGAAGCUCAGCCUGUCCAAUUUCGAGGACUCCACCCUGUCCACAGCCACUACCCUUGAGUAUAUCCCCACCUCAGCAGGCGAUCCCAAAUUCCAGAGGCCCCGCACGCUCGUGCGCCAGCAAAGUCUGCAGCAGCCCCUGAGCCAGCACCAGCGCGCCAACCACAGCCAGCCCACCACCAGCCAGAGCCUGGGCCACCUCCAGGCCCACAGCGGCUCCUCCGCCGCCGCCGCCGGCUCCCGGGGCUCCCGCGGCGGCCCGGCGCGCCAGGGCACCGCCGCCGGCUCCAAGCAACGGAUGGCCGGGGGCAGGAGCCGCUCCAACCCCGGCAGCUGGGACCACGUGGUGGGGCAAAUCCGCAACCGCGGCUUGGACAUGAAGUCCUUCCUGGAAGGCCGGAUGGUGGUGCUAUCCCUGGUUUUGGGACUCUCAGAGCAAGAUGACUUUGCCAAUAUUCCCGACCUGCAACCCGCUGGGACGCAGCCGAACCAGGCGAACGCUCAGGGGGACAAGAGGUUGCCGGCCGGUGGGAAGGCUGGGAAUGCUGCACCGGCACCGGGGCAGCCGCCGCUCGAUGAGUCCGACCGCAAGACGGAGCCGCACUCCUCCGUCUCCGACCUGGUCAACUCCCUGACCAGCGAGAUGCUCAUGCUCUCCCCCGGCUCCGAGGAUGACGAGGGCCACGAAGGCGUCAGCCGGGAGAACCUGGGCCGCAUCCAGUUCAGCGUCGGCUACAACUUCCAGGAGUCCACCCUGACCGUGAAGAUCAUGAAGGCGCAGGAGCUGCCAGCCAAGGACUUCAGCGGCACCAGCGACCCCUUCGUCAAGAUCUACCUGCUCCCCGACAAGAAGCACAAGCUGGAGACCAAGGUCAAGAGGAAGAACCUGAACCCGCAUUGGAAUGAGACCUUCCUCUUCGAAGGGUUCCCCUACGAGAAGGUGGUGCAGCGGGUGCUGUACCUCCAGGUCCUGGACUACGACCGCUUCAGCCGUAACGAUCCCAUCGGAGAGGUGUCCAUCCCACUCAACAAGGUGGACCUGACCCAGAUGCAGACCUUCUGGAAGGACCUGAAGCCCUGCAGUGAUGGCAGUGGAAGCCGCGGGGAGCUGCUGCUGUCGCUGUGCUACAAUCCCUCAGCCAAUUCCAUCGUGGUGAACAUCAUCAAGGCAAGGAACCUCAAAGCCAUGGACAUCGGGGGCACCUCAGAUCCCUACGUGAAGGUGUGGCUGAUGUACAAGGACAAGCGGGUGGAGAAGAAGAAGACGGUGGUGAUGAAGAGGUGCCUGAACCCCGUCUUCAACGAGUCCUUCGCCUUCGACAUCCCCACGGAGCGGCUGCGCGAGACCACCAUCGUCAUCACCGUCAUGGACAAGGACAGGCUGAGCCGCAAUGACGUCAUCGGCAAGAUUUACCUGUCCUGGAAGAGCGGUCCCGGCGAGGUGAAGCACUGGAAGGACAUGAUCGCCCGCCCGCGGCAGGCGGUGGCACAGUGGCACCAGCUGAAGGCCUGAGCGCCCCCGGACCGCGGGCUCGGGGUCCCCCUUCCCAGCUCCCAGCCCCUUCCCGCGGCUCUCCCGGCCAGGGACCGGCGGGACAGCGGCCUGGCUGGCGGGAACCCCUCGGGAGGACGGGGACGGAGCCCCCCCGAGCCCCCGGGUUCGCCUCUCCCCGGGCUGCGGGGGAUGCGGAGCCGCCCCCAGCCCCGGCCGAGGAGGUGCCAGAAGCGAUGUCCCCCCAUCCCUAUUCCCACCACCGGGCAGGACUUCUGCGAGUGCUUCCAGCCCCGCUCCCGGAGCCCCUCGGCCCCUCCCCGGCCUCGCCCCCUCCCCAUUUCAGGGGGUCAGGCUGCGGGUGCAAGAGGGACCCUCCUCCCUCCCCUUUCAGCUCCAUAAAACCUCUCGGAGCCGCCAGCGGAGCCACGGAGCCCCCUGCCCCGCGCCCUCCCCCCGCACCCCCUCGAGUCUCCCGGGGCUGGCGGGGGACACCGAGGGGAGGGCACAGCCCCUUUUCCUGGGAUCGGAAGCCAUGACACAGUUCCUUAUCCAAAGCGGGCUCCUCCGUGCACUGCCUUCAGCCGGGUUCGAUGCUUUACCUCCGUCUUGGGUUUCGGCGGGAGCGGGGGGUCCCUAAGCCGCCCUGGGGACCCCGGUGCUGCCCUCGCCCCCAGCCCGGGCUGCAAGGGGCCCCUCGGGGGAAUGCGGAGCUCCACAGGGUCCCCUUCCAGCCGGGCUGAUCCGGGCGCCGGGGCUGCUCCGGGAGCUCCGUGCCCACCCCUGGGGAUAAAGGGUGGAGCGAGCGCUGUUGUCCCCAUCGAGGGCAGGUGACAUUCCCUGGGCUGGUGGCAUUCCUUGGGACAGCCAGCCUGGCAGGAUCAGUGCCAGCAGCAGCAUCCCCACGGAGCCCUGGGAUGCACACGCCAGACCCCUUCCCACUCCCUGCGACCCCCCAAAAACAGGGACAGACCCACCUGGGAGCCCCACAGGGGUGACAAGGGGGUCGGUGGUGGCUCUCCAUGGCAGACGCCAGAUCAUCCUCAGUCUUCCUGCUCCCCCCGUGGCAACCUUGGCUCCCAGCAGCUCCCACAGCCCCAAUUUAGACGAUUUUGGACAAUCUGGAGAGAAGUCAUAAUACUGCUAUUACAGUAAUAACAACGCUUUUAGGGACAUUUGUAUUUUUUGUCAUAUUCUCUCUUUUUUUAACAUAAAAGAAGAGACUUACAUGCCUGGGGAAGAGGUGGCAGGGCCAGGGCUGUGCCAAGCCGGGUGCCCCCCACGGCCCCUCGGGCACCCCGCUUUUCCAGGCUGGAUUCCUCGUCCGCGGUCGGGCUCCCCGGGGGUUUGUGUGUUCAUUUUUAACUCUAGAGCUCGUAGCCGUGAUCUUGUUCAGGUUCUCUCUUCUUCAUGUGACGGUAACAUCCAACUGGUGUGUAAAAUAAAGAAAAACAGGAAAAAAAAAAGAUUAAAAAAAAAAAAACAAACAAAAAAAAAAGAAAAAAGAAGAUAAAAAAUCCAUUAAAGAGCCCGGCCUGGCCCGGCUGAGGAGCGGCUGGAGUGGGGGGUGCCCAGCUGGCAAUGCCAAGGGUGGGGCACAGAGGUCGAGGCGUCUCCUUUGAAGAAUCCUAUUUUUGGGGAGAGGGGCCCCUCGUUUUCUGGAGGCAGCCCCUGCUCUCAGUAAUAAAGGACAGUCAGUAACUGCCA
This is a messenger RNA of Passer montanus (Eurasian tree sparrow), 4719 nucleotides long. It is a transcript of the gene SYT7, whose product is annotated as synaptotagmin 7. Gene Ontology annotation, biological process: cellular response to calcium ion; calcium-ion regulated exocytosis; regulation of calcium ion-dependent exocytosis. Gene Ontology annotation, molecular function: clathrin binding; calcium ion binding; phosphatidylserine binding. NCBI's taxonomy places the organism in Eukaryota, Metazoa, Chordata, Aves, Passeriformes, Passeridae. Gene Ontology annotation, cellular component: membrane; axon; synaptic vesicle. The record is from RefSeq and is a predicted model, not a curated record. The coding region runs from base 541 to 3033 and encodes 830 amino acids. The transcript has 10 exons.